CGGUAAGACAAAAAAACCUGCAGAUUAGCAUCAACACGACGUCGAGAGGAAGAGGGACUAGGAGGAGGAGAGAAUGAACGAGCCUGCUGACAUCCCAAUAUGGACAACGAAGAUAAGGGAGGGGGCGGUCUCAGCCGGCGUGGGGAAGAAGAAGAAGAAGAAGAAGACAAAGAAACGAAUGAUGCCGAAGUAGAAAAAGGGGAAGAAGAAGAGGAAGAAGAAGAGGAGGAAGAAGAAGAAGAGGAAGAAGAAGAAGAAGAAGAAGAGGAAGAAAAGGAAGAAGAGGAAGAAGAAGAAGACGAAGACGACGAAGACGAAGAAGAAGAAGAGGAAGAGGAAGAGGAAGAGGAAGAGGAAGGAGGUGCAGGAGGAGGAGAAGUUGAAGAAGAGGAAGAAGAAGACGAAGAGGAAGAAGAGGACGAAGAAGAAGAAGAAGAAGAAGAAGAAGAAGAAGAAGAAGAAGAAGAAGAAGAAGACAACGACGACGAAGACGACGACGACGAAGACGACGAAGAAGAAGAGGAGGAAGAAGAAGAGAAGGAAGAGGAGGAAGAGGAGGAGGAGGAAAAGGAAGAGGAAGAGGAGGAGGAGGAAGAAGAAGAAGAAGAAGAAGAAGAAGAAGAAGAAGAAGAAGAAGAAGAAGAAGAAGAAGGAGAUUCAUUUGCUCGUCUUGAACUCGGCGAUGGCGAUGGCGAUGGAGAUGGAGAUGGAGGUGGCGACGGCGAUGGAGAUGGCGACGGCGAUGGCUUGAUGGUCCCAGCUAUGGCGAAGAAGAAGAGGAAGAAGAAGAGGAAGAAGAAGAGGAAGAAGAAGACGAAGACGGCUCAUGCGAUGACGGAAGUUGAAGAAGAGGAUGAUGAACCAAAAAGAAGAAGAGGAUGACGUCAGAAGAGAAAAAGAGAGCUCGUGGAAAUCUCAGAUAAUGAAACUGAGUCUCAACG
Molecule: messenger RNA, 941 nt
Organism: Chara braunii
Lineage: Eukaryota; Viridiplantae; Streptophyta; Charophyceae; Charales; Characeae
Source: the annotation of a GenBank genome assembly